Molecule: messenger RNA, 1230 nt
Organism: Symbiodinium sp. CCMP2456
Lineage: Eukaryota; Dinophyceae; Suessiales; Symbiodiniaceae
Source: the annotation of a GenBank genome assembly
AUGACGCUGCGCCUCUCCGAUGCUUUGCUGGCACCCAGAGCUGGCUUUGCCCGUGCCGGGCACCACCCCAUGUCAUCGGCAGCCUCUGCAUCGGCCUCAAGCGCGGGCAGUGCCAAGACAGCCUGCACUAUCAACGUUCACAACGCCGGCGACACGAGCGGCUACGUAGCUUAUGGAGUCGAGCGUGUUCGGGCUUGGCGGACUUCUGCGCGUGCUGACCCGUACCAGAAAGUGAAAGUUCAGCCACAUGGGGACGCGAGAGAGAAGGCCAAGCUGGUGCGUGAAGGCUUGCGUCGCCAUCUUGAAGAUGCGGAGGAGAAGGAACUCCACAGAGAGUCUAGUGUUUCAGUAGAACGCCGCCGGUGCAGAGACCGCCCAUAUGUCUUCAAACAGUAUUUCGAGAGUACAAUGCCAACGCAUCGGUCCCUCGACGAUCAAUUAGCGUACGAGCUGAGCUUGUACUACAAGGAUCUGAAGGGCCUCAGCAAUGUGGUGCAAAUCCAGACGCAUUUCUACGAUCCUACGCAAACGCUGACGUUUGUGUUUCCCGAUCUCGGGACCAACAAGUAUCCUACUGACAGAUGUGGCAUAGUCAGCUAUAUGCGACAGAUGCUGUUGGCACUGGAUGCUUUAUGGAAUCGUGACAUUGUCCACUGCAACAUUAAAGGCGGCCCCAAGCCAAACGCAAUCUUUGAUUCUCGUGGCAAGCUGACGCUUAUCGACUUUGAAUCGGCAGUCCGACGACAUGAGCUCAUUGACCAAGGGCAGAAUCUUCUGUCCUCAUGGGAUCAGACUCUCAGCUACCGAGGCAACUGCCAUUAUGUAGCGCCAGAAGUGUUGGUUCCACAGCCAGGACACAGCAUCUACGGGGAAACCAGGUUCGGACGUCGCAGAGAUAUUUUCAGUGCAGGUGUUGUCUUCGCAGAGCUUUUAUUGGAUGUGGCACACAUCUUCAACUAUGAAACCGAUGACGAGGGCUAUGUUUUGGACGAAGACAUCAUUGCGGCCUACGACGACUUGACAGCUCGUCUUUGUUUCAUGCUUCCGGAAACUGCCUUGGGUUGCUACGGCAACUUCUUACAGGAUCAUUCGGAGUUUAAUCGCUUGGCAUCUGAUCUAGUUGUGAAGAUGCUCCAGUCGUGUCGGUUUUCUCGACCGAAGCCAUCAGACCUUCUUCAGCACUCGUUUUUCAAACUGAGCUUUUGCCCCUUGCACGAUGCUUUCGGGUGA